UUUUUUUUUUUUUUUUUUUUUUCUUGCCUGUCCUUUAAACUCGACUCUUGCUUUUCCAGUUCCUACCCUCCCAGCCUUUUUUCCACUCCCCACAUUCCUUUUCGACUCUUUUUACACUCCACAAAGAACACCGCUAAACAAACCAGUUCUCCCUUCUUCCCCCUUGCGGCUGUUGACCAUCUUAACUUUCUUCGAUUCUUCUUUUCCGACAACAUCCAAGCAACACAUCCAAUUGCAGCACCGCCUCCUUCUUCUUCCCUAAAUCCGGAAAUGGUGCAAUCAUUCCCCCGAGGACUCUCUAUCACAGCCGUUGCCGCCAAGGACCUUGCGAAGCGGAAACGGUUUGGGGCACAAGAUCCGUAUUUGGCCUUCUAUCUCCAGGGACGACGAAAGUUCACGAUUGUCGCUGUCAAGGGCGGCGUCAAACCCGAGUGGAACCAAACGAUAAAGUACAACUGUAUCCAGGAUGCCACAUCCAGAGAGGACACCACACUCACGGUCUACUGCAUCCACGAGAAGACGGGCGUCAAGAUGGGCUCGAGCGAUGGACUGAUUGGCAGUUGCGAGAUCGAUCUUAAGAAGACUUUGUUUUGGUCAGACACGGGAGUUCAUGACGGCUGGUUCCAACUGAUGUAUGAUGGCAAGGAGUCUGGCAAAGUCCACCUCCGCUUGCAGUUGUGCGAGCCCUCUGAGGAUGAGGAUGAGCUUGAGGAUGCACCAGUUCGUCUGGACCAUAAGAAUCGUAUCGUGAAGUCAAAGUCGGAACGGAGGGCAGAUAUGAAGAUUGCCGGCUACAAUGCACAAGUAUCCGGCCCAAGUGCAGGAGGUACGCCCGUCAAUUCAGGCACACUUUCUUAUUUUUCAGGACAGCCCAGCAGCAAUGGCGAAGGCGGCCUUCAACGCACACCCACCGGUCGGUUGGUCCGACCACAGUCGAUGGCAGAUUUGAAGGAACGACAGCCCUCGAUCAAAAUUCAGGAACCGAUCCAGUAUAGAAUGGGCUCAAAAUCCUUGGAGGAGGUCCGGGAAAUGAACACUUCCUCUUCUGACGGCGACUCCUUUGUCGCAGAGAACGAUGGGGACAAGAGGAGCAUCAGUAGUCCCAAGCAGACGUUCACUCUUCAGGACAACGAGGGUAACAUCAACCAGCUUAACUGGCUGACGGCACCUUUCGACCCGAACUGGCUGGAGCCCACGCCGCCGAUCCUGCGCCGUGCUCUCUCUGCCCAGUUUUAUUAUGAGGACCUCAACAAGCAGAUGACGACCAACCCACAGGAGCUCUUUCCGCGGCCCCAGUCGCAGCAGUCGCAUGUCGGCUAUUCGAAUGAACCAAUUUAUAUACCCAACGGCCACCAGCCCUUCCAGAGCUUUGGUCAGGCGCAGCAACCACAGGCGUCAAAUCGGCAGCAAAGGCCUAACACGGGGCCUAUCAAUGUCAGUUCGAACCAUCUCCCUCAGCAGUAUCAACAGCAACCACAAUACUUACCACAGCAAUCACAAUAUCCACAACAACAACUGCAGCAGCAACCGCCAUCUGGGGCAGCCCCUAAGAUUCCCAUGAUACAGCCACAGCCGCAACCGCAAAUGAUGCUCAACCAACUACAACAUCCGACCCCGCCUCAACAGCAGUGGUCUCCACAACCUCAGGGUCCCGCCACAGGAUCUUGCCAGCCUCAGACUGCCUUCCAGUCGCCCCAAUCCUCUCGGUCAAAGAUGGACUUUGCAGGCAACUCCAAAUAUAUGUCAUUGCCCUCCCGGAACCAGUUCACCCCGCAACAGAUACAGCAUUUGCGAUCCCUUGGAGAAGGUCUCAGUCAACCAGGCGUGAAUCACCCUAGUAGUAUGGUAAUCAAUAUGCCACAUUCGUCUUUGCCGCCUCCUCAACAGCAGCAGCAACCGGGACCGACUACUCAGGGAUUCGUCCCACCAGUGACGGCGCUCGGACCAGCCGUUGGAUAUAUGCCCGACACCUAUACCCAGGAGCAUCAGCGUGUGCUCGUGAAUCAGCUGCCUCCAGCUGCACCGCCAGUGCCUCCGCAUCCAGUUCUCGGUCCGGGGCAGCACAAUAAUGUGGGGUACAACAUCGUGCAGGGUUCUCGUUCAGAGCUUGAGCGCCCCGGAACCAGCAACUCGUUUUAUUCUCAAUUACCGACUCAGCAGCCUUCGGCGACUGUGAUGAACCAAGGUCCUACACAGCCCAUGUACUUUGCUUCGCCCGUCCCUCAGCAGCAACAAUACGGUCAGAAUCAGCAACAUCGACAGCAACAGCAGCAACAGCAUUCGCAUCUACAGCCACAGCCACAGCCACAGACAUCUAUGCCUCAGCAGCAAUCGGCCAACAGCUAUCAUAACCACAACCCAGGAACAUCCACGUUUUCGACUAUAGAAGCCUUCGAUACGAUGCAAAAAUCGCCUGCGCUCACCUCCAUGGCCCAAAUCCCACUGAAGGCUAGAGAUGCAAUCAUUUGUCAGUACACACCUCGUGCAGUGACAUGGGACGGCAAGGAUAUCCAAGACUCGCUGUUGGAUCAGUCGAUUGGCCGCAGGAUAUUGUCGCGGUAUGCGCUGGGCAUGGCUCGGGAAAAGUAUGUCCGGGAGGGAUUCUACACCAAGGAAAAGAGUCCCUUCAUGUCGGACGGUUUGACACCUCAGCAGCGUCAGUUGCAACAGCAACAACGCCAGCAAAGACCGGAUUCGCAGAGACAGCUUCAACGUCAGUUCACGAUGGAGCAGGAAGGAAAUGACCGGGUGAUCAUCAAAUAUCUGAAGACGAAGCGCGAAUGGGAGAUUGACUGUGUGAUGAUGCGAUAUCUUACCUGUCCGCACCCAGAAGAGAAACUCGAGAGCCAGUACUUGGACUACCCGCAGGCGCAGCAGCAUUCUCAGACCGUGAGCCCAUUCGUCGUAGGAUUGUACGAGACGUUUAUGCACCCCCACGGAAUCGAUCUUGAUGGAUGUCGGUACCUCUCUGUCCUGCAGUGGUUCCCUGAGACCCUACAGGGAUAUAUUGGAGACAGCAUUGCCUCGGGCGAGGGACUGGAGGUGACGCUGCCGAUUGUUCGGUCUCUGGUUGAGUGUGUGGCCUGGAUACACCAACGCAAGGUCUGUCAUUUGAACAUCAAGCCGUCGAAUUUUGUCCGCGAUCCAUAUAUGGCCUCGUCCAUCAACAGUCAGCGUGGCGCAGGUUGGAAACUGGUGGAUUUCGAGGCCGCACGUGUGAUUGACGAGGAGAUCGUGGGCCGAUGCACGUUCUCGUAUGCGGCACCCGAGAUCUUGAUGGGCAAUUCGACAGGACAGGGUGUAUAUGCGAAGGGAUCAUUGGAUAUCUGGUCGUUGGGGCUAGUCGUCUAUGAGCUACUGACGGACCAGCCGCUGUUCCGGACAGAUGAACAUGCCAGGGAUGUGCUGAUGCGCAACGAUAAUGCAUCGAGGACGAUUCAGCCGGUCCGGUACUAUAAUAGCAAGAAUAUCGACCAAGAGUACCACCCACUCCUGGACGCGAUGCUCGCGCACGAUCCCGAGAGGCGGCUGUCAGCGUCGCAGCUUCUGAAGAUGGAUCUCUUUACGAGACCCAUUUCUCCACGACCAGUACCGCAGAAUCAGAUGAUCAGGAACAACAAUAUUUUGUCCCUGCGGGAUCUUAAGGCAACUCGACUCUGUAAUCUGAUGAGUGGAGAGCAAAGGAAUGAGAUCAACAGUCGUGGGUCGGGCGAUUCAGCCUACGGAGCGAGUUUGUCCUCCUCUCAGCACCAAAUGUUGUUGUUGGAGGGCGUUGGGCGUAUUCUGGAUUCGCCAUUUGACCAUAUCCCACGGUUGUUUAUGUUGGUCCCGCCGAUGCACCAGGAUCUGGACCCGGCACAGCCGUUCCGGCCGACGAAUCUGUUCCAAAACAAGAGUCUGCGGCUGGUGCUGCUAUGCGAGGGAUUGAGUGGAUAUGGCGAGGAUGCACAUGUGACGGACCACCGCGGAUACGUUAUUCAGGACCCCGUAGCGUUCGUGCAGGAUGUGGGCAAAUUACUGCUGCAUCUGGUUGCAGUAGCAGGGACCAAUAAUCCAGGAUACGAGACGCCAGCGUUGGAUCGUCCGUUGACACUGACGGGUACGCCGCUGGAUAACUGCCAGAGGUGGUAUCCUUCGUUGCGGUCUUAUUAUGAAGCAUUGCAGGGAGCGAUUCAGCAACAAGUCGGACCUGCGCCGUCCUUGAACGAGUUGAGGUCGUUGCGCGGACCGACGCUGAAGAUGUUGGAGCAGUGGCUCGUGCGACUGGUGCGGCGGCAGUGUCAGGCUGUGUCUAUGGAGAGUCUAAAACACAAACCGUCGGUGGUGACACAGAGCGAUCUACUGGGACAUGCGCGCUUACCCGCGGGACCUGGAGGAAGCGGAGGGUAUGAUGACCUGUCGGAUCAGUUUGCGGGAGCAAGUUUGCAAGAUACGGGUCUGCCAGAGGUGACGGGGCCUGGAGGUGGAGAGGGGUAUGGAGGGUUGUAUAAGAUGCCGGUGGGCACUUGUGGCGACCGGUGGAUCUGUAGAGGAUGUGUGAGUAAGCAGAUGGCCAUGAUGGGCUCGACUGUGCCCUGAGAAAGGCUUUAUGAACGAAAUAACGAGAAAAUAAAGAUGAAUGUAUGAUUGGUCAACAGUAUACGCCAGUGAUGACAUGAAGACAGAUGGGAG
Molecule: messenger RNA, 4671 nt
Organism: Gamsiella multidivaricata
Lineage: Eukaryota; Fungi; Mortierellomycota; Mortierellomycetes; Mortierellales; Mortierellaceae
Exons: 5
Coding region: 271-4578 (1435 amino acids)
Biological process (GO): mitotic DNA damage checkpoint signaling; protein phosphorylation
Cellular component (GO): nucleus; cytoplasm
Molecular function (GO): protein serine/threonine kinase activity; ATP binding
Source: RefSeq, a predicted model, not a curated record